Myotis myotis is the source of this 2525-nucleotide messenger RNA. It is a transcript of the gene SERINC2, whose product is annotated as serine incorporator 2. The transcript is spliced from 10 exons. The record is from RefSeq and is a predicted model, not a curated record. Gene Ontology annotation, cellular component: membrane. The coding region runs from base 109 to 1464 and encodes 451 amino acids. NCBI's taxonomy places the organism in Eukaryota, Metazoa, Chordata, Mammalia, Chiroptera, Vespertilionidae.
GGGGCGGGGCCAGGCCGGGGCACCCGGAGCCGGAGCGGAUCCCGCGGCCCGCGCCCCUCCGCGCCCCUCCGCGCCCCGCGCCCCCGACCCGCCGCCGCCGCCGCCGCCAUGGGCGCCUGCCUGGGCGCCUGCUCCCUGCUCAGCUGCGCCUCCUGCCUCUGUGGCUCUGCCCCCUGCAUCCUGUGUGGCUGCUGCCCCUCCAGCCGCAACUCCACCAUCAGCCGCCUCAUCUUCACGUUCUUCCUCUUCCUGGGGGUGCUGGUGUCCCUCAUCAUGCUGAGCCCUGGCGUGGAGAGCCAGCUCCACAAGCUGCCAUGGGUGUGUGAUGAGGGCCCCGGGAGCACCAUCAUCCUGCAGAGCCAUAUUGACUGUGGCUCCCUGCUCGGCCAUCGUGCCGUCUACCGCAUGUGCUUCGCUACAGCAGCCUUUUUCUUCCUCUUCACCUUGCUCAUGAUCUACGUGCGCAGCAGCCAGGACCCCCGGGCUGCCUUCCAGAACGGGUUUUGGUUCUUUAAGUUCCUGAUCUUUGUGGGCAUCACCGUGGGUGCCUUCUACAUCCCCGAUGGCUCCUUCUCCGACAUCUGGUUCUACUUCGGUGUCGUGGGCUCCUUCCUCUUCAUCCUCAUCCAGCUGGUGCUGCUCAUCGACUUUGCACACUCCUGGAACCAGCAGUGGCUGGGCAAGGCCGAGGAGUGCGACUCCCGCGCCUGGUACGCAGGCCUCUUCUUCUUCACCUUCCUCUUCUACUCGCUGUCUAUUGUGGCCGUGGCCCUGCUCUUCGUUUACUACACCGAGCCUGACGCCUGCUACGAGGGCAAGGUCUUCAUCAGCCUCAAUCUCACCCUCUGUAUCUGCAUCUCCAUCAUCUCCGUCCUGCCCAAGGUCCAGGACGCCCAGCCCAACUCGGGUCUGCUGCAGGCCUCGGCCGUCACGCUCUACACCAUGUUCGUCACCUGGUUGGCUCUGUCCAAUGUCCCCGACCAGAAAUGCAACCCCCACCUGCUGACAUACUUGGACAAUGAGACGAUCCUGGCAGGCCCUGAGGGCUAUGUGACCCAGUGGUGGGACGCACCGAGCAUCGUGGGUCUCAUCGUCUUCAUCCUGUGCACCUUGUUCAUCAGCGUGCGCUCCUCCAACCACCGGCAGGUGAACAGUCUGAUGCGGACGGAGGAGUGCCCGCCCAUCCUGGAGGGCGCGCAGGAGCACCAGGUGGCAGGCCAGGCCUUUGACAAUGAGCAGGACGGCGUCACCUACAGCUACUCCUUCUUCCACUUCUGCCUGGUGCUCGCCUCCCUGCACAUCAUGAUGACGCUCACCAAUUGGUACAGACCCGGUGAGACCCAGAAGAUGGUCAGCACCUGGACCGCCGUGUGGGUGAAGAUCUGUGCCAGCUGGGCCGGGCUGCUGCUCUACCUGUGGACCCUGGUGGCCCCCCUCCUCCUGCCCAGCCGGGACUUCAGCUGAGACAGCCCCCGCAGCCUGCCCACCUGGUGCCAGGCGGACCCUGCCCCGCUGCCAGCACUUGCCCCUGAGCCGAGUGCCUUACUCUCAGUGCCUCCAGGGAUGAGGAGCUCAGGCUCACACCUCUGCUACCCCAGACCAUGGGACUUCCUCUCCCUUCCCCCCCGCCCCUGAUCACCCAGACUCACCUUCUUGGGGGAAAAAGGGCCCUUUGUUCCCAGGCUCCCAAGGAGAGGGACCUGAGGAGAGAAAUGCCCAGAGCUGCCCAGAGGGCGGGAGCAUGCGCUAUGAUGGGAUGCCCAGCACUGAGGUGUUGGUAUUCCUGACCACACCCCCCGGGCGCCCCGUCACCCUCCUCGACUCCGUGCCUUACAGAGUCUCUAAGACUUUGCCCAAUAAAGAAGCCAGAGUGUGUGCCUCCCAUGUUCUCUGCCCCCUCACCCUCAGUGCAGUGCCCAUCCCAUCUGGGGUCAGGCUGGGGGCAGGGGAUGGAAGGUCAGGGCUGAGGGACCAGACCAAGAAGGGCCAGGCAGAGGGGCCUGGGCUGUGUCCUCGGGGUCACGGGGAGCCUGAGGGUGGGGGCUAUAGAGGAAGGAGGGGCUUUGAACACAGAGACUCUCGGGGUCAGGAAACAGGCCUGGAGCAGUGCCCACAUGAGGAGGCGUGGUGAGCCAGAAUCAGGGUGGAGCAGGGGCCGUGGGAGGUGGCUGAGAGGGCUGUCUUCAGGGCCAUACCAGUGUCUGUCCUGAGGUUCUGCCACCUCUAACCUGCCUCCAGGUCAUCACCAUCUCCCCUUCCUGCCAUAGUCUAGACCAGCGGUUGCCAACUGGUGGUCCGUGAGGUCCGAAAGGUUGGUGAGCGCUGGUCUAGACACCUGCUCUGGGCCAGGUGCCGUGGGGAAUGAGGAAGAGCAUGCUUGGGAGUGGCCGGGAUCCCGCUGAACCUCCAAGGCCACGGGGGAUGCCCCUGACCCCUGUGUGAUUCAAGGUCAAUUGUACUAAUAAGCUCGCUAUAGGGAUGAAAGCUCCUUGCUCCAGGCUGUGUGCACAGAACCAUUCAACAAA